CACACCCAAGUAUAAUCGCAUUUCAUCAAACACCCCACGUUCGUCUUGAACUAGCCAAGCGAGAGACCGUCCGUGUUUGCAGCCGGCCGGCCGGCCGACUGGAGCCGACGAUCUCCCAAUGGACCUCGUGGUCGGCGCGUCGAGCGACGCGGCGAAGUCCCUGGUGAACAAGCUCGGGAGCCUCCUGGCGAAGGAGUACGCCCUGAUCGAGGGCGUCCGCGACGACAUCCAGUACAUCAACGACGAGCUGGAGAGCAUGCAGGCGCUCAUCAGCACGCUCAAGCGCGCCAGGACCCGCAGCGAGCAGCGUCAAGGGUGGAUGAAGCAGGUCCGGGAGGUCUCCUUCGACAUCGAGGACUGCAUCGACGACGUCAACCACCGCCUCCGGGAGGAGCCCCGUGGCGGCCGGCUCGUCUACCUCCGCCGGAAGUGGUACCUCCUCACUACGCUCUACGCGCGCCGCUGCAUCGCCGCGGAGAUCCGGGACCUCAAGCUCCGGGCGCAGCACGUCAGCGAGCGCCGCGCCAGGUACGGGGUGGAGAACCUCACGGCCGCAGAUCUGAAGGAAAUCAGCGAGGACGCGGAGGCUCCUCGGGACCUCGUGCCGCCGCCUCCCCAGCUGAUUCACACCAGACAGAUCGUGGGCAUGGAGGACGCCAUAGAGGAGCUCCAAGUGUGGAUUAGGAAGGAGGAACCCAAUGCUGCGCAGAGCACCUGCAAGACGAGGUUCCUUGCCAUUUUUGGAUCCGGCGGCAUUGGUAAGACCACGCUCGCCAUGGAGUUGUAUCGCAAGGUUGGGGGUGAAUUCCACCGUAGAGCGUCCGUGCAGGUGUCGCAGAAAUUUGAUUUGCUGAUGCUUCUGAGGAGCCUUGUCAGGCAACUGCAGCAGUUCGGUGCUGAUCCUAGGGAUGAAGAACCCCUUGACAGAAUCGAGAAAAUGGAAGAAGGGCCGCUGAAAGAGAAACUCCAGAGCCAAUUAAAAGAUAAAAGGUAUCUUAUACUGAUAGAUGACAUAUGGUCGGUAUCAGCAUGGGAAAAGAUUAAGGAUUGUCUGCCUGAAAGGGAGUGUGGUAGACUAAUUGUGACCACAAGGUUUAAAUCUAUUGCCGUGGCCUGUCAACGUCGUCAAAAAGGUGAUUGUUUACAUGAACACAGAAAACUAGAUAAAAAGAAAUCCUACCAUUUGUUUCGUCAAAUUAUCUCCAGCGCUCCUGAGGAUCCCACUGUGGCUGCUAAAAAUCUUUUGGAUAAAUGUGGAGGUAUACCCUUGGCAGUAAUUGUUGUAGCAGGGCUUAUUGCUAGUAAACUGAGAUCAGAGACUAGCAAAAAGACUUUGCAUGAUUAUUUGCAGGACGUAGAUAAGGCUUUGAGUGAAGGGUUAGGAACUCCUCCCAGCACGGAUGAGGUGAAGAAAAUACUUGACCAGUGCUACAACAGUUUGCCGGCUGAUCUCAAGACAUGCUUGCUAUACUUGAGCAUGUUUCCCAAGGGCUGCAUUAUCAGCAGGAAGCGUUUGAUCAGAAGAUGGAUAGCAGAAGGCUUCAUGAUCGAGAAGCAUGGGAAGCCUGUGCAGGAAGUGGCCGAGGACAGCUUCAACGAACUCAUUAGCAGGAACUUAAUCCGUGCGGUCAACAACACCAGCAACGGCAAGGUGAAGAGCUAUCAAAUCCACGACAUGGUUCAUCAGUACAUUGUUUCCAAGUCAACCGAUGAGAACUUCAUCACCGUAGUGGGUGGCCACUGGCAGACACCAUUCCCGAGAUACAAGGUACGCAGGCUCUCGGUUCAGAGAAGUGAAGAGAAGCAAACUGUUGAGCAGAUGAAAUUGUCCCAUGUUCGAUCCUUGACGGUGUCCGAGAGCUUCAAACCAAUCCGUUCCUGCCUGCCCGACUUUCGGAUACUGCAGGUGCUAGAUCUUGAAUGUUGCAAAGAUUUGUCGUCCCAUCAGCUCAGGAAAAUAUGCAAAAUGCACCAGUUGAACUACUUGAGCCUGCGCAGGACAGACAUUGAUGAGAUCCCGCCUGAAAUAGCCAAUCUGGAAUACUUGGAGGUACUUGACAUAAGGGAGACAAGAGUAAGAAAAUUCCCUCGGUUAGAUGGGGAUCUUGCGAGGAUGACCCAUCUGCUUACGGGCGAUAAAAGUAAGCGGACAGGAUUGGCAUUAACAGAAGAAAUCACUAACAUGACAGCUCUUCAAACACUGUCUGGGGUUGAGGUAUAUGGAAUUCCAGCAGCCAAAUGGCAAAUAGGAGGACACAAGGCGUCGAGCUGGGGCUCGUCCGUACAAGUGCUUGAAGCCUUGGAGAAGCUCACCAAUCUGCAGAAACUCAGCAUUUACUUACAUGGGAAGUUUGAAGACGAAUGUGAUAAGUUUUUGCUGUCCUCCAUUGAGCACCUGAGCAGCUGCUCCCUCAAAUUUCUUGCAAUUGACGAUGACUUCACCGGUUUUCUUGACAAGUCACUAAAUUCUUCAGAAGCACCUCCAGAGCAUCUGCACACCCUUGAGCUUUCCGGCAUGUUAACUCGAGUGCCUGGGUGGAUCGUCCGUCUGCAUAGUCUCCACAAGCUUACUCUGUCGUUAACCUCACUCACGGCAAGUACUUUGUUGGAUCUUAGUAAACUGCCUCAGCUCUUCUCUCUCACUUUUUCACUGGAUGCAACAAAGUCAAAGAAUCCAAUAGCUGUCAAAAUUCUGCAUAAGAACGUAUUGGACUCGGAUGGAGAGAUGCUUGUGGAAGCCGGGGGAUUCGAAAACCUUCAAUUACUACGCUUCAUGGCACCUGUGAUGCUGCCUCUGAGCUUCCAGAAAGGGGCAAUGCCGAUGCUACAGAAGAUUGAACUCAAGUUCAGAACUGCAAAUGGUGUUUAUGGCCUGGAGAACCUAGGGCGCCUUGAGGAGGUGUACAUUUCAGUCAGCAGCAAGGAGAUCAAGGCCGCCGAGCAGAUCAAGCAAUUGGCGAACAGGAUUGGGAAUCGCCUCACGGUGAUCGACGACGAGUACAAUGAAUCAUCAUUGGAGCAAUAGAUCUCGUCUAAAUAAUCCUCGCGUUUCAAGUGUUGGGCUGUCAUGUUGUCCCAUCUAGCAUGGGGAUUGUAACUUUUUUUUACUCUUCAGUAAAGUCCUUUUCCUUCCCCACUGUACAUGACUUCUUGGGCUUUUGCCCGUUGUGGUUCCCUUAAAAAACACAUUUCAAGUGCUAUUUCGUUGAUGUUGUUUUUAUGUGUA
This is a messenger RNA of Brachypodium distachyon (stiff brome), 3226 nucleotides long. Its product is annotated as putative disease resistance RPP13-like protein 3. Gene Ontology annotation, biological process: defense response to other organism. The record is from RefSeq and is a predicted model, not a curated record. The coding region runs from base 119 to 3025 and encodes 968 amino acids. The transcript is spliced from 2 exons. Lineage: Eukaryota; Viridiplantae; Streptophyta; Magnoliopsida; Poales; Poaceae. Gene Ontology annotation, molecular function: ADP binding.